This is a messenger RNA of Lates calcarifer (barramundi perch), 1446 nucleotides long. Its product is annotated as phospholipase A2 inhibitor PIP. The transcript is spliced from 5 exons. The record is from RefSeq and is a predicted model, not a curated record. Bases 96 to 734 code for a protein of 212 amino acids. Lineage: Eukaryota; Metazoa; Chordata; Actinopteri; Centropomidae.
GAUUUUUCUAACCUACCAGAAAGCACUGCACAACUGUAUAUAAGCAGUAGUGUUUCUGCCUCAGAACAUCAAAUGCUUGCCAACAUCCAUCAAACAUGAAACUGUUGCUGACUGUCUGCUUGACCUCAGCUCUGCUCUACAAAGCUGAGUUGCUGCGCUGCCAUACGUGUGCCAAUGAAAUGUGUUCCAACUCAACCUCAGUCGAGUGUCCUGCCCUGAGUACAGCAUGCAUGACUGUCACUGCAGUGGUUGGGACUGGUUCAUCCUCUAGUGUGACAGUGAAUAAAAACUGUUCAUCACUGUUGUCCUGCAUCACUCCUAUCAACACUGAGACUGAAUGGUCUGUGAACCAAGGUUUCAUACGGGUGGCCCUAACUCAGAUUUGCUGCAUUACUGACAACUGCAACUUUCAAACACUGGCCACUCCCAGUUCUUUAAUGAAUGGAAAGCUGUGUCCUGCGUGUGCGAGCUCAGAUGACAGCUUAGCAGGGACCUGCAAUGCCACUUUGUCCUGUGUUGGAGUUGAGGACAGUUGUUUCAGUGGCAACACUACAUCAAACUCUACAGAUGUGUUGCAGCUUGGCUGUAUAUCCAGAAACAUCUGCAGCAACCCGAUUGCUAUGACAGCCCUGUUUGGUUUUAACCACAAGGUCACAUGUGGAGCACCAUGGAGUAUCCAGAUCAGUGCUGUGCUGCUAGCUUUUGCUCUUACAGUAUAUAAAGUCCUUGUUUAGAUAAAGCAUAUCCUCACACAUACAGUAUACAGAAACAGAACAGAAACAUGCACACACACCUGCUUAUGAUCAUCCAUAGAAUUGUAAAAGUACCACCCAUUGCUUAAAUUUAUUAAGAAAAUAUGUCAUUGUCUGUAAUGGUACAUACACCUUACAUACUAGAUGAAGUAUAUAUAUUUCUUAUGAGUUAUGCAGUUCAGAGCAGUAUGUGACAACAAUAUAUGAGAGCAGAUAAUUUAAAGUAAUACCCACAUACCAGAUGUCAUGCACAAGAGGUGUACCCAUAUACACAUAGAGAUGUAAUCAUACAGAGCACACAAACACUAACACACACACAAAGAUAUGAGUAUACACACUGACAGGAACAUUUUCUCUCUGUCAAAUGUUCAGAUCAGAGCUAGGUGUGGAUGGUCUCUGUAUCUGAGGUAUUUUAUGAUCAUAACUGUUUUGAAGUUUAAGCCACUGACAUAUAACAUGUUACUUUAAGUAGUAUAAUUGUAAUUUUCAAUGUGCAGUUGAGCAGAACGCCUUUUUAGAUAUUGUCUCAGACAAUAUAUGUGAUAACUGUUGGGUAAAUGAUCCUAGACAGCACUCUUAUAACAACUCCAAGACUCUAACUCAGCACUGUGUAUUAUUCUUAAAAUAAACAUUGGAUUAUCAACCAGUGUGUUUCAGAGCUUUUUCCUCAAUUCAAUAAUUUCUUUACUAAUGG